Messenger RNA from Juglans regia (Persian walnut), 3146 nucleotides. RefSeq lists its product as uncharacterized. The record is from RefSeq and is a predicted model, not a curated record. Lineage: Eukaryota; Viridiplantae; Streptophyta; Magnoliopsida; Fagales; Juglandaceae. The transcript has 7 exons. The annotation marks the transcript as partial.
AUGCGGAAGGCUCGGAAUGUCUUUGUGCGAUUUUCAGAUGAAGAUGAUUUCUUGAAAUCAUUGUCUCGUGAAAGCUGUGAUAUUGAAGGGGUUGCUUAUAGACCCUUUCAAUGGUCUACUAAUUUUACUGAAGAUGAUGAACCAUCAUUGGUUCCAGUUUGGAUCAUGUUGCCCGGAUUACCUCCGAAUCUUUAUCAAGAAGCGUUCUUGCGGAAUAUAGUUGCACCGAUUGGAAUCUUUUUAAGGAGAGAUAAUGCGACACACUGUGCAACUUGUACCGAUGGUGCAAGGGUGUGUGUUCUAAUGAAUAUCGAUCAUGAGCUGAUUCAUUCCAUUUGGAUUGGGACACCGAGACAUCCUACAAGCAUUUUCCAAGAAAUUGAGUAUGAAACACUGCCUGCAUUUUGUUUCGUGUGCAAGGUGCAAGGGCAUAACGUAAAGACAUGUAAGGCAAACAAGAAAGAAGGAAAGAGCAGCAAGAGUUUGAAGUCCCCUGUUUUGGCAUUGGAAGAUGUUGAGAUUGAGGUGCCGGUCUUGGAUGGUGGCAAGGAUGUAGGGAAGUCGAAGUUGGGGUCUGAGAGUGUUAUAGCAGAAAUGGAGGCCCCCGAGCAGAGGUUGAUCUGUGGAGAGGCUAGUGGGACUUUACCAGCGGAGGAGUUGGUCUUUUUACCAAUAAUAACUCAGGAGCUAUCUGCUGGAGUUGGUGGCCAUUUAGAACCUAGAAGGGAGGAAUUCAUCGAGCCAAUUCCAGUAGUGGAAGUUGCUGUGCAGAAAGACGAUGCUGUAGUGGGUGGCCAAUUAGAACCAAGAAGGGUGGAAUUUAUCGAGACAUCAUCUGUAGCGGAGGAUGCUGUGCAGCUAGAGUCCAGAAUUGACGUGGUGUCAAGCGGGAAUAUCCCAGUAGCAGAAGGAGAGGUGCAGAUAGACACGGUAGAUUUGCAGAUGGAGUCCAAAUCUGAGGAUGAAGGUAAGGAUCAUCACCCAGAACCGUUUAGGGAUGAUUCUCAGUUGAAUUAUUGGAAGAUGUUUCUUGAAUUUGAUGAGUGUCUUUCUAAUGCAAAUCAAGAAGGUAAGCUUUGGUGUUUUUGGAAGGCUGGUUUGAAGGUGGAGGUUAUGGGUGUUUCGGAUCAGCACCUUACUAUGCUUAUUAACUCUAGCUUAUUGAUCUCUUCGGUUUAUGCAAAGUGUCAGUUUUUAGAUCGGAGGCCUUUGUGGUCUAAUUUACUUGGUGUUAAUAAUUUACAGUUUCCUCAUGUGAUUAUUGGGGAUUUUAAUGUCAUUUGUAAUGAUAAUGAAAGAAGAGGGGGAAAUCCUAGGAUGCUUAUUGCAAUGGAGGAUUUUUGUUCCUUUAUUGAUGAUGGCAGAUUUGUUGAGAUGCCUUUCUCAGGCAAUGGCUUUUCUUGGUGCAACGGACGAUUAGGAAUGGCGCGUUCAUGGGCUAGACUGGAUAGAGCUUUAUGUAAUUCUAAGUUUAAGGAUCUUUAUCCGUCGGGUAGAAUUCAAUAUCUUCCUAGGAGGACUUCAGAUCACUCCCCUAUGGUAUUGGGUCACUUGGUUUCAUCUACUAGUUCUUGGCAAGUGGAGGUUAAUGGUACGGGUUUGUGGAAGCUAGCUGCUAAAUUGAAGAGGUUAAAAUUGGUUCUUAAAUCUUGGAACAAGGAUGUGUUUGGCUGGACAGGAAAGCAUAUUAAAGAGUUAGAAGCUAAAGUGGAGGAAGGUGAAUUAAGACUUCAAGAAUGUUACUCAGAGGAUGUAGAAGUUGAUGUUUUAGCGAACAAGGUUGAGCUUGAUGUCUGGUUACAAAGGGAAGAGUCUCGUAUUGCUCAACAAGUUAAAGAAAAGUGGGUAUCGCAAGGUGAGGUUUCGACUGCUUUCUUUAAAGCUUUGCAGAAUAACAAACAUAAUAUGGUAGUAGAAAUGAAGCUCUCUGAUGGCAGAGUGCUUAACUCGCCUGAAGAUAUCCAUGAGGCUGCGUGUGUUUAUUUUGAGGAUUUCCUCAAAGCUAAAGCAACCAGUUCUGUGCCAGAUCUGGUUGGGUUAAUUUCUGAGGAAGUUUCGGAGGAGGAAAAUCAAUUUUUUGGUAGUAUCCCGUCGGUUGGGGAAGUAAAAGAUGCACUUUUUUCUAUUCCGAUGGAUAGUAGUCCAGGGCCGGAUGGAUUUGGCUCGGGUUUUUUUCAGCAUUGUUGGUCCUUGGUGUAUCAAGAUUUAUUGGAAGCAGUUAGUGAUUUUUUUGGCGGGGCUGUCUUACCAAGGUUUUACUCUGCCUCUUUUAUUGUCCUAAUUCCUAAAGUUCAGAAUCCUAUGUCGUUUGGGAAUUUUAGGCCCAUUAGUCUGUGUUCAGUGGAGCUUAUUCAUGAUAUAAACAAGCCUAUUAGAGGAGGUAACAUUAUGAUGAAAAUUGAUUUUGCAAAAGCUUAUGACACUAUUGACUGGGGUUUUUUAAGUCAUAUUUUGAAAGCUUUUGGAUUUUCCCCGAAGGAAGGUCUUCAGUUUCGGAAAUUGUCGAAGUUCUUCGUAUUUAUGCUGAGUGGUCUGGUCAACAGGUGGAAGAUUAGGGAGGGGAACGUGUCGUUCUGGAGAGACAAUUGGCUAAAUUCUGGUCCACUUAUGGAGCAGUAUCAGAUGGUGGGUGAUCCGGAAUUGAAGGUGAAAGAUUGUAUGACUAAUAAUAAUUGGGCUAUGGAGCAACUUGAGCAGCUAGUAGGGUCUGAAAAAAUGGAGGAUAUUGUCAAUGAAGUUAGUAGUAGGAGGAAUGGUAACGAUCAGCUUAUUUGGUUGGAAAAUUCGGAUGGGUCUUUCACGACCAAAACUGCCUGGUCUUUUGUUCGGAUUCGUAAUCCUAAUUGUCAAUGGUCGGAUUGGAUUUGGAAUUCAGCUUUACCUAAGAAGUUUUCUGUGCUUAUGUGGAAGGCCUUAAACUCAUGCCUUGCAGUGGAUGAUCGUAUAAGGAGAAUUGGUGUGCCUUUAGUCUCGAAAUGUGAAUGUUGUAGGGACGGGGCCAUAGAGGAUAUUAAUCAUGUGUUAUAUAGUGGUAAUAUUGCUAAGGCUAUUUGGAAGUUUAGUUCUAAUAUUUUGGGUAUUCCGUUUGUUCCGAAUCGGUCUUGGAGGGCAAUUGUAAAGCCUGAGUACAUAUGUUUGUUACCACG